CAAUCGAGUGCACAGGUGAACUUGAUCAGGCGGGGUGUUACGACUCCUGGACAUGGGGAUCCAUCGUUCCGCCUUCCCUCGUUAGGUUUAUUUGCCUACGGAGAAGUGAAAUCGUCGCGAAGUCUCGAAACAUCUUCAUUUGUUGGCAACCGCUGUUGAUAUGGCGCAAGAAGCACUGCCAUUCAUUGAAGGGCAGAUAUCAUAUCUGAAUUCGGUCGAGCUUUAUAAGACCGAGAAGCCGUUCAUCUCCUCCGUUCCGUUCCUGGUCAGCGAGGGAAAGAAUUCGAACAUCGACGAAAGUAAACACAAUGUCAAGAUCUUCGACGUUCGUGGGCACGAAGACAGUUUCAGACUCGGGACCCAUGGCUUCCAAUACGUUACGCACGAGUUCGUUGCGAAACCCGAACGCAAAAUUGAUGGCCCCGGCCAUCCGUACAUCAACGAAGUAACGAAUCUCCUAAAGAACAUACUCCAUCCGAAAGCUGUGGUGGUGUAUGACUGUAACGUCCGUCGCAUUGGAGAUUUGGACUUCUUCCAGCCAGCAACCUCUGCCCACAUAGAUCACACUCCGCGUAACGCCCUCUUCCGAUUCCAGGAAGCGAUGAAACUGUACGGGGAGGUAGAAUUUGAUCGAUGGCAAGCAUAUACUGUCUGGUGCCCUUUGAGUCACCCUGUCAUGGACUGGCCUUUGGCUGUCUGCGAUUUUCGAUCGGUUGACGCUGAGGAAGAUCUCGAAAUGGUCGAUACUGUGUUGCCCCACAGAGUCAAUGAGAUAUAUCACCUGCGCCACAACAAAGCUCAUCGCUGGUACUAUCUAAGUGACCAGAAACCCAGCGAGGCACUGAUAAUGAAGAUUCACGAUUCAAAGGACACCGAUUCACGUUUUUGUGCUCACGCUUCUUUUCGAGCGCCGACAUUUGACGCUCGAAUGCCGAGAGAGAGCAUAGAUGUACGGACAUUCGUAAUGUACUGAUUCUAAUAUCGUUCAUGAGAGAGAAAGAUAGUUCGAGGAUGGCAAGAGAUAUAGCAACAGUAAAGUCAAUUCUAGUAGCGACAGUAUCUC
This is a messenger RNA of Trematosphaeria pertusa, 1063 nucleotides long. RefSeq lists its product as uncharacterized. The record is from RefSeq and is a predicted model, not a curated record. Gene Ontology annotation, molecular function: oxidoreductase activity. The transcript is spliced from 5 exons. NCBI's taxonomy places the organism in Eukaryota, Fungi, Ascomycota, Dothideomycetes, Pleosporales, Trematosphaeriaceae. The coding region runs from base 161 to 973 and encodes 270 amino acids.